Molecule: messenger RNA, 690 nt
Organism: Paramecium tetraurelia
Lineage: Eukaryota; Ciliophora; Oligohymenophorea; Peniculida; Parameciidae
Exons: 3
Source: RefSeq, a predicted model, not a curated record
AUGAAUUCAUAAAGUGAAUAGCCUUUUCAAUUUAAACAACUUCGAUCCCAAUCUCUCAGUCCUUAUAAUGAUUUCAAUCUUAUCAAGUAACUCAAACGAUAAUUGCAUUGUUCUGCCCAAAAAACAGCGUAGAUCUUAUCUUUAGAAAAUAAAGCAAAUCAAGAAUAAAUUGAAGCAAAUAUCAUUAGCUCAGAUUCAAUCAAAAACUAAUGCAAUGCCUUUAAGAGUAGGAGGAACUCAUUGAUAUUUGAAGGAUAGUCUAUUCCAAUUAACCCAAUUAUCAAAUAUAGUGUGGAUGUCUCUCAAUUCUACAAAAUAGCUCCUUAGAUUCUAAGGAGCAACAAUUACUAAUAAAAAAUAAUCAAUAGAAAAUAAAAACCAAUUAACCCCAUCAAUUCCCAAGACUUUAUUUAUGAUGAUGAUGCGAACAAUCAGUCAACCGUCGAUGUAUAAAAUCCGAGUUGCAAUCCACACACUGAAACUAAAAGACAAUAUAUAUCUAUUCUACCUAACAUCAAAAAAUAAAAAGCAGGAAUUGAAGAGGAGUAUCCUAUUAAGAGAUUAGAGAGAUAUGAACAAUUAAUGAAACAAACCUGUGAUGAACAACUUAAUGAAUUGCAAACCUUAAUUAAGAAGAUCUAAAAGCCCCCAGUUGGGAAAAAGGAGAAGAAGGUAACUUUUCUUAUUUGA